Talaromyces amestolkiae is the source of this 420-nucleotide messenger RNA. RefSeq lists its product as uncharacterized. Lineage: Eukaryota; Fungi; Ascomycota; Eurotiomycetes; Eurotiales; Trichocomaceae. The coding region runs from base 1 to 420 and encodes 139 amino acids. The transcript has a single exon. The record is from RefSeq and is a predicted model, not a curated record.
AUGCAAUUCAAAUCCACCGCCCUUAUGGCUCUGGUCACCCUCACCACAGCAAGCCCUAUCACCAAAAGAACCACAGACACAGUGACGGACAGCUGGCCUGUCUCGGGCUUCAGUGUCGGCUGCUCUCCUGCCGCAUGCGUCUACAAAUUCGCCGUAACCCGCGCCGCCGGCCCUUACAAUCCAGGCUUUAACACAACCUGCGAAGGCAACGACUACACAUCCGACUGGCAAUCGUGCGGCGAUUCCUCUGUCUCGGCAAAGAUUGUGCCCAAGACAAGCCCGUUCUGGGAGGUGGAUGUUAUGCAUACAUAUGACACGGUCAACAAGGAAGGGUGGGCGCAGGCGUUGGCCAAUGCGACGGUGGAGGAUACAGUGUCCAACUUUAUUGUGACGAUUUAUCAGACUGAGAGUGUUGAGUAA